AUGCCACAACCUUCUACAACUUUGAGUGCAGUAGUUGGUAACAGGUUGAUAUUCGAACAUCAACAACUGCAGAAUGAGGCACAACAGUGUCGUAGCCUUGGCCAUAUUGUUAUUACUGUGGCUUCAUCUGGAAUUGCAUCAUUGUUAUUGGUAGGAGGUCGUAUUGCUCAUUCGACAUUUUCCAUUCUGUUGGAUGUAUUGGAAAAUUCAAUUUGUGGAUUUAGCAAGCAAUUAUUACAAGCAGAAUUGUUUAGAGAAACAAAACUUAUAAUCUGGGAUGAAAUUCCUAUGCAGCAUAUACAUUGUGUUGAGGCAGUUGAUCGCACACUUCGGGACACUUGUGAUAGUGAAAAGCCAUUUGAGGGUAUCACUGUUGUUCUUGGUGGAGAUUUUCAACAAAUCUUACCAGUUAUAACCAAAGGAGUCCGUGAGAAAAUUGUGAAUGCAUCAUUAAGACACUCUUUUCUAUGGAAGGAUAUACAUGUUCUGUCUUUAAAUUUGAUCAUGCGCUUGAAUCAUGCAAAUCUUGAAAAUGCUAAUUUUGCAAAAUUUUUGAUGGAUAUUGUGACUAAUCCUCAAGAAAUUGUUAAAUUUCCAUCAACAAUACACAAAUGCCAAGAUCUAAAAGACAUCAUCGCAGUAGUUUAUCCGCAAUUGGAUGUGGCAAUGACAUCAACUGCAACAUUUUUAACUGAACGUACAAUUCUUUCUGUGCGGAAUGAUAACGUCAGUGCUGUUAAUACUGCAGCAUUGAAUAUUUUUUCGGGUAACACACAUACUUAUUUGGCAGCAGACAAGAUGUCUGAAGAUGAUGAAAUUGAUUUUCGAUUGGCAUAUGCCCUGACCAUUAAUAAAUCUCAAGAACAAUCUGUGAAAUUUGUUGGAGUUGAUUUGCGCACACCAGUGUUUAGUCAUGGGAAAUUGUAUGUGGCCCUAUCUAGAUGCACAUUUUUUGAUCAUAUAAGUGUCCUCCUUCCCAAUGAUGAGCCAGAUUCUACUACAAACAUUGUUUAUCCUUAA
This is a messenger RNA of Camellia sinensis, 1020 nucleotides long. Lineage: Eukaryota; Viridiplantae; Streptophyta; Magnoliopsida; Ericales; Theaceae. The record is from RefSeq and is a predicted model, not a curated record.